AUGAAUUCACCGCCUGCGUAUGCUCCCACCACCGCCACAUCCUUCACGAUCUCUUCACUUAACGAUGCCAAAUACCACGAAGAAGUAACCAAGUCAUCGUUAAUAAAGUCUUCCAUUCACAAAUCAACAUAUGAUGCACUUGCAGAGAUCUUCUCCAUACUUCCAACUUUGGAUAUGUUGGAGAACUCGUAUGUUAAAGAUUACAUCACAGACAAAGAAAAGUUCACCAAGACUUCUUACAGACUCAUACACCAGUACCAGAUCAUCAUGCUCCGUGAAGUUCUUGCCAUGCCAGACUUGCUGGACGAUUUGUCAAAUUUCUUACCUCGUUUCGCUGAUAAGUUCAAUCUCAAUACUCCGAAAGCCAUAAAACGUCUUCAAGUAGGUAUACCAGCCACCAUAGAACAGAUGAGUAGUCAAGUAGACAGCUCCAGCCAUCCAGGAACAACCGGACUUGCCAGCAUAGGAACAACCACUAUCCCUACAUCUUCCAGCGCCACUUUACUUGUACAGAUCACAGCCAACUUUCUCACUGUUAUGGAUGCCUUGAAGUUGAACUACAGGACUAAAGAACAAUUGCAUCCGCUUCUAAGCGAUUUGGUGGUCAAUCUCAACGACUUGGUAGAAAAUGGUAACCACAAGGAGUUUGAUUUCCAAGGAAAAUCAAAGUUGAUCACAUGGUUGAUCAAGUUGAAUAAUUUGGGUGACAGCCAGGAGUUGUCAAGCGAAGAUGCUGAUUCGUUCUUUGAGGAUUUGGAUUCGGGAUACAAGGCAUUCUAUGAUUCGUUAGAGCAUUUGUAG
Scheffersomyces stipitis CBS 6054 is the source of this 801-nucleotide messenger RNA. It is a transcript of the gene VPS28, whose product is annotated as ESCRT-I subunit protein. Gene Ontology annotation, cellular component: ESCRT I complex. The coding region runs from base 1 to 801 and encodes 266 amino acids. Gene Ontology annotation, molecular function: protein-containing complex binding. The transcript has 2 exons. Gene Ontology annotation, biological process: protein transport to vacuole involved in ubiquitin-dependent protein catabolic process via the multivesicular body sorting pathway. The record is from RefSeq and is a predicted model, not a curated record. NCBI's taxonomy places the organism in Eukaryota, Fungi, Ascomycota, Pichiomycetes, Serinales, Debaryomycetaceae.